AUGGCCAACUGCACCUCCCGGUGGGACCCAGCACGCUCCCCCAUCACCGGCAAUGGCAGCCAGGGAGCCAUGGGGUGCUCCAGGAGCCUUACAAAAUACUACCCGCCAGACUUCGAUCCUGCUAAGAUCCCAAAGCUCAAACUCCCAAAGGACCGACAGUAUGUGGUGCGGCUCAUGGCCCCCUUCAACAUGCGAUGCAAGACGUGUGGUGAAUACAUCUAUAAGGGGAAGAAGUUUAACGCCCGUAAGGAGACUGUUCAGAAUGAGGUGUACCUGGGACUCCCCAUCUUCCGCUUCUACAUCAAGUGCACACGUUGCCUGGCAGAGAUCACUUUCAAGACAGAUCCUGAGAACACAGACUACACUAUGGAGCAUGGUGCCACUCGCAACUUCCAAGCUGAGAAGCUCUUGGAGGAGGAGGAGAAAAGAAUGCAGAAGGAGAGGGAAGAGGAAGAGCUCAACAAUCCCAUGAAGGUCCUGGAGAAUCGAACCAAGGACUCCAAGUUGGAGAUGGAGGUCCUGGAGAACCUGCAGGAGCUGAAGGAACUCAACCAGCGCCAGGCAAACGUGGACUUUGAGGCCAUGCUGAAGCAGUAUAAGGAGUACGAGGAGGAGCAGAAGCGCAAGGAGCAAGAGGAGGAUGAGCAAGAGAUUAAAGCUAUGCUGGAGCAGGCCCAGAACCAGCGGCUGCUGGUAGACUCCGACUCUGAUGAAGAGCCUGCAAAAUCACGCACGAAGCCUGUGGCAAAAAUUAAACCUACGGACAUCUUGCAAGAGGAACCUCAGCCCCAGAGUAAGAAGCCAAAGACUGAGAGCUGGGAGCGGAGCGUGGGCAAAUUGAACACCAAGCCCCAGCUGGCUGGGCUGGUUACAGUGAAGAAGCAGAAGCCAGGUCCUGCCCUGGCUAACAGGACAGAGAACCAAGGCACCGCAGCCAACACCGGCUCGUUUCCCACAGCAACGGGCACCACGUCCUCUCUCGGCUUGUUGGGGGCGUAUUCGGACAGCGAGGACAGCGCGAGUGACUGAUGAGCGCCCGAGCCAGCCCGGAGCAGGGAUCGCAGGCUGUUCCCCCGCCUGGCUGACGGCAGCCGC
Egretta garzetta (little egret) is the source of this 1095-nucleotide messenger RNA. RefSeq names its product YJU2 splicing factor homolog (gene YJU2). Gene Ontology annotation, biological process: mRNA splicing, via spliceosome. Lineage: Eukaryota; Metazoa; Chordata; Aves; Pelecaniformes; Ardeidae. The transcript is spliced from 8 exons. Gene Ontology annotation, cellular component: U2-type catalytic step 1 spliceosome. The record is from RefSeq and is a predicted model, not a curated record. The coding region runs from base 1 to 1029 and encodes 342 amino acids.